AUGGACAGAGUGCAAAGGAAAUUCUGGUGCAAAAAGCAGAACGGGAAGGGAGUAUACUUAACAUCUUGGGACCAUGUCAACAGCUACAAGGAAAUUGGUGGUAUGGAUUUUAGAGAUUUAGAGUGCUUCAACAAGGCUUUAUUAGCCAAAUCUGUUUGGAGACUUUGCCAUAAUUCUCAUCAGUUGUGGGUCAAAGCGUUGAAGGAAAAUAAUUUCCCUGACACCUCAGUUCUGCAUUCCACAAAAAAGAAGAAUUCCACAUGGGCGUGGCAGAGUAUACAAGGUGAAGUAAGUUUUGUUCAAAAAUAUAGUUUUUGGUUAUUGGGAGAUGGAAGAAGAAUCAUUACCUGGAAGGACAACUGGAUCGCAGGGAAAUAUAAACCACCAAUAUCCAUUGCAGAGUUCGAAGUUGAUGUUAAAUACAGUACUGUAUAUGAUCUUAUGAUGAAAAUACUAAGGCUUAGAAGGUUGAUAUUGUCCAUCAGUUGUUCUCCCCUGAAGAUGCUCGUAAAAUUUGAAGUAUGA
This is a messenger RNA of Papaver somniferum (opium poppy), 525 nucleotides long. RefSeq lists its product as uncharacterized. The transcript has a single exon. The record is from RefSeq and is a predicted model, not a curated record. The coding region runs from base 1 to 525 and encodes 174 amino acids. Lineage: Eukaryota; Viridiplantae; Streptophyta; Magnoliopsida; Ranunculales; Papaveraceae.